AUGGCUGAGCUUAGAGGGCUCGGCGGAACCGGGCGACCCCUGACUCCGAGGCGGCGCCCUCACGGCCCAGUUGCCAGGAUGCGCGCACGGCCCGGAGAGGGGGCUGGAGAAACUAGCUCUGGGAGCAGGAACUCUCCCCCAGCCCAGAUCGGCGCCUGCCUCCCAGCCCUGCGUUUCCACCUGAGCCCACCAGGGCGGCGAAACGCCGACGCGACCCCUGAUCGGUUGCCCAGAGAGGUGCUUGGGCCAGCACCGAUACGCACCUCGCCAAACACAAUCCGCACCCAAACCGCGCGGCCGCCGCGGGCCCGGGUCGCAACGGGGUGUGGGGGAGGGGGGGGCGCACAGGCCGACUCCACCGGGGGACCCAGGACCACGGAACCGCGUGCGCACCUCUGCCGGAAGGCGCGGGAGAGUAGGGAGGCCGCACUGCAGCGUCAUCCCCGAAGGCCGGCCGCCCGCCCAAACCGGGUUCUAGGACUGCUCGCCCCGGGGCGCCCGCCUCCACCUUCUCUUCCUCGCGGGCGCUGGCCCUUCCCGGCCCCGCCCCGGACACUCACCUGCGCCGGCUCCGGGCUGGGCGCACCGCCGCCUCCCAGCUCCAGCUCCGUGCGGAGUCCACAUGGGAAAAACAAGAUAAAAAGGGCCCUGGUUCGGAGCCGGCCAGAUGGACGGAACCCGGGGCGCAGGCGGGCCGAGGGCGGCGCCCCUAACCUCCACAGCGCUACGCGGGAGGAGGCGGCGCCCGAGCGCGGAGUCCGGCGGGGGAACAAAGAGGAGCCGGGAUGGGGCCGCGCGCUUCCUGGGUGUCGGGUGACAGGUCUGCUGGGGGAGGCCCCGGCCCUGCCACCUGAGGAGGAGCCGCCUCCGCGCGGCAGGCGGGGCCGGGCAGGAGAGACACAGGGGCCCCGAAGGCCGAGGGAAAGGGUGAGCCGGGCGCCCCGGAUUGUGCGGCGGGAGAGAGGCCCGCCGGCUCCGGCGCAGAGGUGUAGGGACUCGACGGGAGCGCAGAGAUAA
Molecule: messenger RNA, 1017 nt
Organism: Panthera uncia (snow leopard)
Lineage: Eukaryota; Metazoa; Chordata; Mammalia; Carnivora; Felidae
Product: basic salivary proline-rich protein 2-like
Exons: 2
Coding region: 1-1017 (338 amino acids)
Source: RefSeq, a predicted model, not a curated record